AUGUCAAUGUCUGGCACCAGCAUUGUAAAUGCAAAGCCAAAGUACAUCAUUAACAAUAAUAAUGACAACCACAAGGUUGGAAUACACAUUCGUCCAAUAGCCAACGUUAGCUGCGAGCAACCAGCCACUUCAUUCUACGAUCUGGAGUUCCCAUUGCUCAAUGGCACCAACGUCCACUUCUCUCAGUUCAAGAACAAGGUGGUGUUGUUGCUCAACACUGCGUCAUUCUGA
Molecule: messenger RNA, 231 nt
Organism: Acytostelium subglobosum LB1
Lineage: Eukaryota; Evosea; Eumycetozoa; Acytosteliales; Acytosteliaceae
Exons: 1
Coding region: 1-231 (76 amino acids)
Biological process (GO): response to oxidative stress
Molecular function (GO): glutathione peroxidase activity
Source: RefSeq, a predicted model, not a curated record